Molecule: messenger RNA, 3325 nt
Organism: Pelodiscus sinensis (Chinese soft-shelled turtle)
Lineage: Eukaryota; Metazoa; Chordata; Testudines; Trionychidae
Source: RefSeq, a predicted model, not a curated record
CGGGGCAGGAGGGAUGGAGGGGGUUAGUGCGCGGGGGGGAGCCGGCAGCCAGCGCCCCACAUCGGCUGCCCGGCCCUCUGCGUGGGGCAGAGAGGGGCAGAGGCAGCUGAUGCAAUGGGGGAGACGAAAGGGAGCUGGAAACAAUGCUUUUGCUGUGCUGGCCCUCCACAAACAAAAUCUUCAAUAAGUAUAAAUAUAAGCAAUGCUGAGCCAGAGGACCUUCCUGAGGAGGCAGAAGAAAUAAAACAGCAAAUUACAGAUGGGCCAUUCUACACUGAGGUCCAGGUGCAAACCUCCUACGUUGAAAUACCACCUGGAGAGAAGUGGCGUUGGUCACGAUUACAAACAGAAGCUCAGGUGCAAACCUCAGAUAUUGAACUAACAGAAGAAACUUUCCUCCCAUUUGAAAGUGAGGUCCAGGUGCAAACCUCAGAUCUUGAAACAUCAGAGGAGGAGACUUCAUUGCCAUCACUAACGGACGCCCAGGUGCAAACUUCACGUAUUGAAGUACUAGAUACAGAGAUUUUAUUCCCCAUAGAAAGUGAGCCCCUGGAGCAGCCCUCAGAUCUUGACUUUCAAGACAUUCAGGUGAAGAAUUUAUUCCCAUUAUUUGUUGAAGUUGAAGUGCAAACCUCAUACGUAGACAUACCAGCAGGGAAUAAGUGGCGUUCUGCACGACUCCAAGCAGACGCUCAAGUGCAAACCUCAGAUCAUGAAUUGUUGAAGACACUUUCUUCUCUCUCACAAAAAGAAGCCCAGGUGCAAACUUCCAAACUCUCAGUAGAUGAAACAGAAGAAGUGCCCUCACAAGCUGAGGCCCAGGUGCAAACUUCAGCACUUGAAUUAACAGAAGUGGAGGAGGCGGUGCCCUCCGUGAUAGAAGAACAGCCUGUCCCUACAACCCAAAGCGAAGCUGCAGUGCAAACCUCAUAUGUAGACAUUCCAGCAGGGAAUAAUUGGCGUUCGUCACGGUUACAAGUUGAGGCCCAGGUACAGACCUCAAGUAUUGAGUUACUGAAAAAGCUUUCUUCUACAUUGCUAACCAAGGCUCAGGUUCAAAAAUCAGACCUUGCAGUAACAGAACAAGUGCCUCUUUCUGCUUCAGUAGCCGAGGCCCAGGUGCAAACCUCGAAACUAGAAGUAACAGGAGCCGAGGGAGUACCUCUUUCCCCUUCACUAACUGAUGCCCAAGUGCAAACCUCCAAACUUGUGUUAGUAGAAGUAGAAGAGGAGGCGGCCCCAUGCCCAAUAGAAGAAGUCUCUCUCCCUGUGACUGUAGCAGAAGCUGCAGUGCAAACCUCAUAUGUCGAUAUACCAGCAGGGAAUAAGUGGCGUUCAUCACGGCUACAAGCUGAGGCCCAGGUACAGACCUCAAGGAUUGAGCUACUGCAGAAGCUUUCUUCCCUAUCGCUAACCAAGGCCCAAGUGCAAACCUCCAAACUUGCAUUAGCAGAAGCAGAGCCGGUGCCUCUUUCCCCCUCACUAACUGAGGCCCAGGUGCAAACCUCCGAACUUGCAUUAGUAGAAGCAGAGGAGGAGGAGGAGGCCACAUUCCCAAUAGAAGAAGACUCUCUCCCCGUAACUGUAGCGGAAGCUGCAGUGCAAACCUCGUACAUCGAUAUACCAGCAGGGAAUAAGUGGCGUUCAUCACGGCUACAAGCUGAGGCCCAGGUGCAGACCUCAAGGAUUGAGCUACUGAAGAAGCUUUCUUCCCCAUCGGUAACUGAGGUCCACGUGCAAACGUCCAAACUGGAAGUAACAGGAGCAGAGGAGGUGCCUCGUCUCCCCUCACUAACCGAGGUCCAAGUGCAAACGUCGAAACUAGAAGUAACAGGAGCGGAGGAGGUGCCUCGUCUCCCCUCACUAACUGAGGCCCAGGUGCAAACCUCCGAACUUGCCGUAACAGAAGUAGAGGAGGAGGAGGUCCCAUUCCCAAUAGAAGAAGUCUCUCUCCCCGUAACUGUAGCGGAAGCUGCAGUGCAAACCUCAUAUGUCGAUCUACCAGCAGGGAAUAAGUGGCGUUCAUCACGGCUGCAAGUUGAGGCCCAGGUGCAGACCUCAAGGAUUGAGCUACUGAAGAAGCUUUCUUCCCUAUCGCUAACCGAGGUCCAGGUGCAAACAUCUAAACUAGAAGUAACAGGAGCGGAGGAGGUGCCUCGUCUCCCCUCACUAACCGAGGCCCAAGUGCAAACGUCCAAACUUGCAUUAGCAGAAGCAGAGCAGGUGCCUCUUUCCCCCUCACUAACUGAAGCCCAGGUGCAAACCUCCAAACUUGCAAUAACAGAAGUAGAGGAGGAGGCGGCCCCAUUCCCAAAAGAAGAAACCCCUCUCACCAUAACUGUAGCGGAAGCUGCAGUGCAAACCUCAUAUGUUGAUCUACCAGCAGGGAGUAAGUGGCGUUCAUCACGGUUACAAGCUGAGGCCCAGGUGCAGACCUCAAGUAUUGAGUUACUGAAGAAGCUUUCUUCCCCAUCGGUAACCAAUGUCCAGGUGCAGACAUCCAAACUAGAAGUAACAGGACCAGAGCAGGUGCCUCUUCCCCCGUCACUAACUGAGGCCCAGGUGCAAACUUCCAAACUUGCAGUAACAGAAGCAGAGACGGCAUUUCCUGUCCCAUCACAAACUGAAGUUCACAUGCAGUCUUCAUAUUUUGAAGCACCAGAGGUGGAGGAUGAGAUGCCUGCUACUCCAAUCAAAGAGAGGCCCCUCCCCCUAACUCUGAUGGCGGCCCAGACGCAAACUUCGUAUGUGGACAUACCAGCAGGGAAUAAGUGGCGUUCGUCACGACUGAAAGUUGAGGCCCAAGUGCAAACCUCUAAGCUUGAAUUGCCAGAGGCAAAAGAGAAAUCUCCUUCCCCAUCCCCAAAACAGGCCAAGAUACAAACUUCCAGAGUUGAAAUAACAAAAGCAAAAGCGGUCCCACUGUCUCCCCCAGAUGUUAAAAUAGUAGAUGAGCGGACACUGAAGGAGGAAGUGGAGGUGAAGCAUCCGCCCUCUGAAUAUGUCGAGGCCCAGGUGCAGACCUCGUAUGUUGAAAUACCUGUGGGGAAGAAGUGGCGUUCGUCCCGUUUAUGUACCGAGACCCAGGUGCAAACUUCGUAUCAUGAACUCCCAGUUACAAAGAGCAAGACUUUGCCCCCCAAAGCCACUGGGGUAGCUAAGAAGGCCACUGAGCGUACAUCAUCAAAGAAAUUAGCAAAAACUCCAACACGAGCAACACCGAUAUCUGUGCACUUACAUGUAAAGAUGACCCCACGACGCCGGAAUGCCAAUAAAAAGAACUAGUAAAAUCUUGAAUUUAAACAAAUAAAACCUUGUAAAAUAA